CACCAGGUCCCCAGGCCAACACGUGGAUCCUGGUCCGUGUGGUGAUGGUCACUGUGUCCAGUGCCCGUCGGCAUGCCCGCAUGCUGAGCCCACAGCCCUGUCUGCAGGAGCAGAUCAGGAUCCAGACAUGGGCCACGGUGAAGCCAGUGCUGGUCCUGCUGCCCGUCCUGGGCCUGAGCUGGCUGGUCGGCAUGUUGGUGCACCGCAGCCCAACCUGGGCGUAUGCUGCCGUGAGCCUCAGUUCCUUCCAGGGGCCAUACAUCUUCCUGGUCUAUGCUGCCUACAACGGGGAGGUCCCGGGUGCGUUGCAGAGGAUGACUGAGAAAAAGGCAACAGAGGCAUUCACGGCCUGCUCCAGCCCCAUGGGCCCAGGGUCCCACCCUAGGUCCCUGGGUCCCUGGGAGGUGGCUCCGGACGACCCUGUAGCCUUGGCUCCAGCUCGAAGACACUUGGCUGUUAGAGGGACUCACGGCCCCAGAGUCCCCACAGCCUUCUCCUCUGUUGCAGAACCCGAGAGACCGGUGAGGCUGGGACAGGGGUGCAGGGUCUUGCCAGGAGUAGGGGAAUCCCCAGGGACUCGGGGAGGGCCGGGGAGGAGGGGCUCUCUCGGGGAUCCAAGGGGCCCCGUUUGUCGGUUCGGUUCGCAGGUGGCAGGGCACUGGGAGCCACUGGGAGGUGCUGACUGCGCACUGGCAGAGCCUGAAUACCAAGGCUGUGGAGCUGACAGCAUUCAAGGCAUCAGGUACAGCUCCCACGUCAGGGAGCUCCCCUUUCCCCCUUGGCACCUGGACACCCCCUCAGCCCCCCUGCCCCAGGAUGGAGGACCCGGUCUUGGAGCCCAGCGGCCCGGCCUCAUACCCGGGGGACCUCCCUGUGGGCGCGAGACAGGCCGGUCCGUGCGGCUCCCGCUGGGCGGGGCUCCGGGCUAA
Molecule: messenger RNA, 929 nt
Organism: Canis lupus familiaris (dog)
Lineage: Eukaryota; Metazoa; Chordata; Mammalia; Carnivora; Canidae
Gene: ADGRD2
Product: adhesion G protein-coupled receptor D2
Exons: 8
Coding region: 45-929 (294 amino acids)
Source: RefSeq, a predicted model, not a curated record